ACUUCCAACACAGGGAAAGGGUGAGUCCUUUCAAAGCUGCCAAAUGGGCCAGCUUCCAGCAGCAGUCUGGGAGUGAGCAAUCAGCAGAGCCACCAAGCCUGGCGGCGGGGCAUUGGGCCUCGCGUUUCAACUUCUGUUCGGUUCUCCUGUAAUGGAAAAUUGCUUUGCACAAAGCUAGAGUGCUACAGUUCUUUCCAGCUCCCCUCCCCCACCCUGCCCCCUCGCCAGCCUUCUGAUCAGAGGGACAGUGCCCGCAGGAAGGUGGCAGGAGGGUAGUCGCGGCUUCUUACUAUGUCCCUUGCUUCAGGCCCUGGACCCGGGUGGUUACUCUUUUCCUUUGGAAUGGGGCUGGUAUCAGGGUCAAAGUGUCCACAUAACUGUGUGUGUCAAACCCAAGAAGUGAUCUGCACAGGAAGGCAGUUAACUGCAUACCCCACUGACAUACCCCUGAACACUCGGAGGCUGUUCUUGGACAAUAACAGAAUCACCUAUUUGCCAGCCAUGAAUCUAGGUCUCCUCAGUGACCUUGUUUACUUGGACUGUAAGAACAACCUGAUUCGUGAGGUGAUGGAUUAUACCUUCGUCGGCAUCUUCAAACUCAUCUACCUUGAUCUCAGCUUCAACAACCUAACAUUGAUCUCCCCAUACAGUUUCUCCGUGCUCAGCAACCUGGUGCAGCUGAACAUCUCCAACAACCCUCACCUGUCAUUUCUUCACAAGUACACCUUUGCAAACACCACCUCUUUAAGGCACCUGGACCUCAGAAACACUGGCUUGCAGAUCCUGGACCAGGAUGCCUUCCAUCACCUGAUAACGCUAAGGACCCUGUAUCUGAGUGGAAAUCCUUGGAAUUGCAACUGCUCUUUCCUGGACUUCACCAUCUACUUAAUAGUGUCCCAUCUGGACCACCCAGAUGACCAAAAUGCCACCUGUGUGGAGCCUACAGAACUGUCAGGGUGGCCCAUCACUCGGGUGGGGAACCCACUUCGGUACAUGUGCAUCACACACCUGGACCGCCAAGACUAUAUCUUCCUGCUUCUUAUCGGCUUCUGCAUCUUCGCCGCGGGUACGGUGGCCGCCUGGCUCACAGGUGUGUGUGCUGUACUCUGCGAGAACGCUCGCCGCAAGGCAGAUGAAGAUGAGGCGGAGGACGAGGUCGGGCAAAGGUUGGAAGUCAGUAGACGGAUUAUUCAAAACAGAAAUGAGUCAGUCCACGAUGGGUUCCCUCAACUGAUUUAGUUGCCAGAGACCUCUGUCUGAUGUGCCUUCGUACAGGCUUCCUGCUUUUUCUCUUGCCCUCCCUCCCCUUCCCAGUUCUCAGUGCUGUGAGAGAUUGAAAACUAUUUAGUAAAAUAAAUUAACUCUUCAGUGGCAAUUUC
This is a messenger RNA of Orycteropus afer afer, 1379 nucleotides long. It is a transcript of the gene LRRC52, whose product is annotated as leucine rich repeat containing 52. NCBI's taxonomy places the organism in Eukaryota, Metazoa, Chordata, Mammalia, Tubulidentata, Orycteropodidae. Gene Ontology annotation, molecular function: potassium channel activator activity; transmembrane transporter binding; voltage-gated potassium channel activity. The record is from RefSeq and is a predicted model, not a curated record. Gene Ontology annotation, cellular component: voltage-gated potassium channel complex.